Molecule: messenger RNA, 3312 nt
Organism: Colletotrichum destructivum
Lineage: Eukaryota; Fungi; Ascomycota; Sordariomycetes; Glomerellales; Glomerellaceae
Product: Putative NACHT nucleoside triphosphatase, P-loop containing nucleoside triphosphate hydrolase
Exons: 2
Coding region: 1-3312 (1103 amino acids)
Molecular function (GO): protein binding
Source: RefSeq, a predicted model, not a curated record
AUGGCCCUUGUUCCAAGCACUGCCUCUUCCCGAUGGAAUGCAGAACUCCGUCUCGCACAGGCGGUCUCGCAGUUCGAAGCCGACUUGACAAGCGACCAAAAAGCCGUGUUCAACAAACAGCGGCUUUAUCGUCGCACUAACCCACCUGACAGCAGCGAUGUUAUGCGACUCACUGCCGAGAUCGACCGUCAAGCAGCUCAAAAGGGCCGAGGAGUUCGGUGCUUCGGCCCCCGACUCACCAACGUGCUCCAGGCCGUAAAGCAGUUCGCUUCGAUUGGCGACGUCCUGGUGGGCGGCUCUCAGAACAUCGUUGCAUGCGGUGUCUGGACUGCGGUGCGAAUGUCACUACUUCUCAUGGCCAAUUUCUCUUCUCACCUCGAGACUGUGUCACUUCUCUUCAUGGCCGUUGGCCGCUCGGCGCCUCGAUACCAGACCUUGGCUCUCAUAUACCCUCAUUCAAAAAACCUAGCGUCCUAUCUUUCAGAAUACUUUAUCCUCAUCGUUCAGCUCUGCCACCGUUUGCUUAAGUUCACGCAAAAGUCUUUCCUCGGACAGCUGGCUGCGUCGCUAUCCGACCCCGAAAUGAAGACGUUUCAAACUGAACUGGAAAUUUGGGCAAGCAACAUCAGAGAAGAAGUCAACCUCUUGCUGAACCAAAAGGUGGACGACGAAUCGUCUAAAAACUCCCGCUUCAGAGCCCUAUCGACCAAAUUCUCAGAAACGCAAGCACAACGACAAAAGUUGAAGCAUAGGCUUCGUGUUCUGAACGCCUGUUCUGCACACGACCACGAGUCUACCUGGAAACAGACGAGGAAGAUUGGCAGCACGUCCCUUUUCAGUCGCCAUGAAGAGUACGACUCUUGGAAAGCAAGCCCCCGUUCGAGCACACUGAUCUGGGCGGGGAAACUGGGUUCAGGGAAAUCGGUCCUGAUGGCCAACAUCGUGGAUGACCUCAAUCUUGCCACCGAGAACCUAAAGAUCACAGUGGCCUACUUCUUUUGUCGACACGACCUUGCUCAAAGUUUAGAGGCACGGAAUAUCAUUGGUUCCUUGGCCCGCCAGGUGCUUGACAAGCACCAGACUCCCUCCGCCCACGAAGAAACAUUACAAGAAGGGGACCUUCCAGCAGUGAUGACUAUCGUUGAAAUGGUAGAGAUGCUGUCACGAUGCGACUUUAAGGGCACAAGACCCAUGUUUCUUCUCGAUGGACUAGACGAGUGCACUCAACGCGAGCGGUCACUUGUUUGCUCUACCCUUGGUCAGUUACAAAAUGCAUUCAGUCUACUUGUCUGCAUCUCGGUCAGGCUCGACGCAGGCAACUCCCUGGAUAAGGACAUCCGACAACUGUUCAACAGAAGUACCCUUACUAUGCCCCGGCAGCAUCUCGAGAUGGUCGAUUUCAUCAACGCCACGCUAGAGGAUUGUCUUACUUCAGAACGGCUUAACAUAGGAGACCCGGCCAUUAUUGUCGAUAUUCGCAAGACAUUACUGGAGGAAGCUGAUGGCAUGUUUCUCUGGGUGGCGCUCCAGAUCGACUCGCUCUGUGAGAGGCAUACAGACCAGGAAAUUAGGCAAGCACUGCUUGAUUUGCCUAAAGGUCUACCUGCAACGUUUCAAAGGAUACUCAACGCAGCUUCACCACAUUCGCGGCCGCUCCAGACUAAAAUUCUCCGGCUCAUCUCAAUUUCUCGCCGUCCUCUUACGAUAGAAGAGUUGAAAGAGGCCCUAAGCAUCGAUCCCGGAAACCCCAAGUGGAACCCGGAAAACGUCAUCAACAACAUGCGCUCGGCCAUGGCGUCCUGUGGAAGCCUUCUGGUGGUUGACGAGGAAGAACUGACUGUCCGACUUGUCCACCACAGUGUCUGCCAAUUCCUUCACAACGAUUGCAAAAUUGAGGGAGAACAACUGACGGCACCGAAAGCAAACGCUGAGAUGACGGCCAUUAUCGUGACGUAUCUUACGUUUAGUACCUUCGAGAGACAACUUGCGAAGGUAUCCUCCCCGAACAUACAGGCUGCACCCAUUCCCUCCAACAUCAUCCGAUCGGUUACCAAUCAUUCUACGAGAACCAGAGACUUGGCUUUGCGACUACUAGGCUCAUCAAAAAAGACGGACGUGGACGCCAGCAAAGUGCUUGUUAAGGGAAACGCAACGCUCAAAUCUAGGGAGGAGGUUCACCAUUUCUUUUCAUACGCGAAAGAGAGCCUUCUGUACCAUGUGAUAUCGACAGAUCAGCACGAAGAAUGGGCAUACAAGAUGCUGGUUGAAGUGUUUGAAACAAGACAGAUCACGACCGAAAUCACUGACCUCAGGGGACGAAGUCCCUUGUCCUACUUCGCCGAGCAUGGUCAUGAAGAAAUGGUCGCCCAGCUUCUGAAAAAGGGUGCAGACCCAUUUCAAGCCGAUAAGGAAGAUGGAAGAACGCCCUUGAUCUGGGCGUCUGUGACGGGGCAGUGGGAAAUCAUCAAUCAACUCAUGGAAGUGUUGGUGGGCCCUGCUUCUAGACAACAUCACGCCGGAGUCUCCACAGAAGCGAUGAUUAACACAGACAAUGAUUAUCUUACCGCCAUAGAUACAAUCUAUGGCCAACCUGCAAAGGAGUGGGCAUUCUCACGAGGUUACGGCGACAUCUACUCAAAUUUGUUCCGGAAGCAUCUAGGGAGAGGCUCCGACAGCCAAUUGCCUCCCAGAGAUUCCCUAUCAAACAUUUACAUCAAGGUGGCCACAAUGGAAACAUUUCACCAUCAUGGCUCGAGAGGGAUCAUGGACUCGCGGUCGUUACUUCAAGAUGGUCCUAGUCGACCUCUGGAAAUAUCCUGCAACCACGAAAUGACACUUGACGAUCUCAUCCUUGAGAUUACUUCCGUGCAUAGGAACGCAGUUACCUAUCCCCAUGCGAAGACUGAGGUCUGGAUUCUCGGCGAUCACCUAACUUGGCUGCCUCCCAGAAAGCUCUCCGACGACCGACAGAAGAUCUAUGAUAUUUGCAGGCAGCAUGUACGUCCCUUUCACCUCUGCUUCUGGGUGGGAACACCUAGGAUAGUUGAUUUGAAGGAGAUCGGCGUAGAUCGGCUCCCAGCUGAGUCUGUUUUCGUAUUUCUCAAAGAUCACAACCUUGGAAACGGCAUAGUCAUGGGCAUUGGGGUAUUUUACAUCCCUAUUUGUGUUACAAUUGCGGAACUGGCUGCAUAUACCAUCAAAAGCCAAGGCUGGUCCGAUGAUUGGGACCAUAUUUCUGUCUCCAAAGUAAGUCAUAACGUUUCUAGUGAAGAUUCAGUUUUAACUCCAGAGCUAGGAGCAGCCGCAAAAUAA